UUUCACUUAGUUAUCAGCCUGUUGUGCAGUUUUGUAGAAACUAGAAGAAUUAUGCACCGUAUAAUCGCAUUUGCGUAAUCAAAGUGCAGAUCUAGGCAUACAGAAGAUUUUCAACUAACUCGGCGUGUACGAUUUAAGGGAUUUCCAUAGGUAUUCCCCGUGUAGACUGUAAAUACUAUAGGGUGUUUCCCCAAGUUUUUUGUCGUGCGUCAUCAUCAUUCCGUAGGCUUAUGGUUUAGCCUACUUUAUACCUCUUUAGCCUGUUCCUCUGUUGUCAGAUUUCAACGGUGAAAGUUUAUAGGCAUAGGCUACCGGUCAAAUUGCUAUUGCUACCAUCAACGGUAGAUCGGUCUUCAUUGCUGGAUUAUCAUACGUCACUCUUCUACCAAAGACCAUGGCUCUUUCGGAACAGCUUCAGGCCAUUAAUCAAACAGCGGAGGCUCUCAGCAGCUGUGAACGCAGGAGGCUCUUCUACCUGUGUGAAAUCUUGGACACGGACAACAGUGAGGCUUGUACGAAGGAGAUGCUGAAAUCUAAAGUGCUGUAUCACGAGAGAGGUAACCUGUUUCUGACAGAGCUGAUGUUGCAGUUAAGACGUUUUGAUAUCCUGAGGAAGGUGUACCAAACGAGCAGAGAUGAGGUGGAGAAGACUCUGAAACACAACCAGGUUCUGCCAAGAUUCAGAGUAUUGAUGGCUAAUAUAAAUGAUGAUAUGGCCAAUGAGGAUCUGAACAAUGUGAAAUUCUUGUUCAGCAGCACGUUGUCCCGUGAGCAGAUGGAAAAAGCAAAGAGUUUCUUGGAUGUGAUCAUUGAACUUGAGAAGCUGGAUAUAGUUUCACCUGAAAGAGUUGACUGUAUAGAGGAAUGUUUGAGAAACAUUGGCAGGGUCGACCUUGCCAAAAAAGUGACUGCAUACAAGAUGUCAGCUGUGACAGCUGAAGGGCAUUUAUCUCAACAGCAAAGGCACACAGCUCAUUGUCCAGUCCCCACUCCAAGUAGUUCUCUACAGCAAACAAGACAAGCACAGCCCCUCCACGUUGCCACAGAAAACAUACCGCUGCCUGUAGACAGAGAGCAGAACUGUCAGAGUCAACUAGAUUGUUACAAAUUUAACACAAAUCCUAGAGGAGUUUGUGUUAUCAUAGACUGCGUGGGUAAUGACGGAGACAUGUUGGAACAUACAUUUAAGAAUCUUCACUUCAACGUGGUCCUCUACAAGUGGCUGAGUGUGAAUGAGACUAUUUCAGCUCUCAAAGGAAUAUUGAGACAAAGAGAGAACCUUGAAGGUGACGGCUUUGUCUGUUGCAUCAUUAGCCGCGGUACGGCAAACAAUCUCCUGGGUACUGACUCGUACGCAGGUCUACAUUUGGACAUUGUCAGACGUCUUUUCACUGCUGAUGCAUGCCCCAUGCUGGCUGGCAAGCCCAAACUCUUCUUCAUCCAGAGGUACAAUGUCCCUGAGCUUCCUCCCCGUGCCAGGACAGAGCCCCGGGAUGAGGAUCUGGAGACAGAUGGGUGUGAUGCGCGGUCCAGAUGUGAUAUCAUUCCUACAGAUGCAGAUGUGUUCUGGAGUCACUGCUGGACGGAUGGACGUCAACUGGAGCAAGGACACCAUCGCUCCAUUUACCUGAAGGCUCUGACAGAUGCAUUACGCAAAGAUCAAACGAGGAAAACACAUCUUGUUGAUGUUCAUACCAAAGUGAAUGGGGCCAUCUUUGAACAUAACAAGAGGAAUCCUGGAGCACACUACAACAUCGAUCUGAAACAUACUUUAAGGAAAAAUCUUUACUUACAAUAGACCAUAACCAUCACUUCCACUAAACCCUCAAUCCUGUCAGCCUCAUAUUAAUAUAGCAUAUUCCUUGCCUGCAGACAAAACUUUUCUACUGGGUAUGCAGUGACACCUACUGGUGGUUCAUUUUAUUUAUUUUUUUUUACAGAUGAAGCAAAACUUAUUUAACAGAUUGUUUUGAUGUGUUUUUAUUUAAUAUUUUAAAUUUAUAUUGGACAUAUAUUUGGAUAGUUUCAUAACAGACAUACAAAUGUACAUGCAUGACAAAACAAUAUUGAUACAAUAACUCCUCAACUUCCCAACUGAAACCCUACUCACAACAGCAACUACAACAACAACAACAGGGAGUUACAAACAACACACCCAAUCAGAGCCUCACAACAGAAGCAAAUGUCAAUGCAAGACAAAAAGUAGAGUAAUAUAAAACUGUACAUAUACUGCAAUCAUAUAUAACUUAUUUUGUUUUCUGAAGCAUUAAUUUUAAUGCAUUUUUCUUGCCUGGUACAGUGCAGCUGAAGCAGGUAUAGUGCCUGUGUAGAAAUGUGAACAUAAAUAGUUAAAUGAAGAAAAUAACUAGUGGAAUGAAGUAAAC
Messenger RNA from Perca fluviatilis (European perch), 2384 nucleotides. Its product is annotated as CASP8 and FADD-like apoptosis regulator. The record is from RefSeq and is a predicted model, not a curated record. Gene Ontology annotation, molecular function: cysteine-type endopeptidase activity; protein binding. The coding region runs from base 395 to 1798 and encodes 467 amino acids. NCBI's taxonomy places the organism in Eukaryota, Metazoa, Chordata, Actinopteri, Perciformes, Percidae. The transcript has 10 exons. Gene Ontology annotation, biological process: proteolysis; negative regulation of extrinsic apoptotic signaling pathway via death domain receptors.